Messenger RNA from Laccaria bicolor S238N-H82, 1392 nucleotides. RefSeq lists its product as uncharacterized. Lineage: Eukaryota; Fungi; Basidiomycota; Agaricomycetes; Agaricales; Hydnangiaceae. The coding region runs from base 1 to 1392 and encodes 463 amino acids. The transcript has 10 exons. The record is from RefSeq and is a predicted model, not a curated record.
AUGACUUCAAUUGACUUUUAUGACUCCUACGCAUCAGUCUUUGAUGCAUAUGCGGGAACUGCCGUACAUGACUUUCUGAAUGGCCUAAUGCAAUUCUUCUCCCUGCGUUGGGUGUUUACUCUAGAACCUCUUCGUGCUCUAUUUCAUGUGUAUUUAUUAGAAAUGACCUUUAUCGGUAAAAUCGUUAAAAUUGAAUUUUAUACAGAAAGGACGUCGGCGAAUUCCGCGAGUGGGAAUUUUGCCCAAACCCAACAACACUCGACAACACCACCAUCACCACCCUCUUGCUCACCCACCACGAACACGUCGCCCACCACGACCACAACGGACGAUGACAACACGCGACCACGACAACAACGACGGCCACGACAGACGACGACAACAAACGACCACGGCACGCAACGACGACCCCACUCACGGACACGACAACCACCCACGAACCACGAGCGCCCGCCGACACGACAAACAAGAAAGACGAGGGACAGCGACCCGCUCCCACCCGCCAACGACGACCGUAACACCCACCACCACAAACGACGCCCGCCACCCACGAAAACGACAACCGCCGCCCACGAAAAACGCCCAGCGCCCAUGAACGACAGCCGCCGCCCAUGCAAACGACAAGCGCCACCCACGAAAAGCACCCAGCACACCCAAACGACAUCUGCCGCCCACGAAAAACGCCUAGCGCCCACAAACAACAUCCGCCGCCCAUGCAAACGACGACCGCCGCCCACGAAAAACACCCAGCAAACCCAAACGACGACUCAGUCUCUCUCCCUCCACCACUCCCUCCAUCACUCCAUCACUCCCUCCCCCUCCCUCAUUACAUUAAAAUUUGAAGUUCUGACUUGGUUUAUGAACCCUUGCACAACACUACCGCUUAUUGACAUUGGAGUACCCCAACCUGCAGGAGCAGGAGAAGCAGUUUCCGACAAGGUUCUCGCAGCGUUGACAUCAGCGCUAGCUGCGGAUGCUCCAACAGCGCCGUUGUUCAACCCUGCGGCCAUCAGCCUACAUGAUCUUGUAGUCCUGCAGAGCCUCAAGCACCCGGAAUUGAAUAAGGUUGCGAAAUUUCACAACCAGAAGGCUGCGGGAACUAAUGCAGCCAUCAUCAAAUGUCUUCGUGCUCUGGCUAUGUCUACUCUUGCUUCUGCUGCCCCCAUCCCUCCUUCUCCCCCUCCUACUUCUGCUCUUACUGCCCCCAUCCCUCCUUCUCCUUGUCAAUCCCCAGUUUCAGCUUCCAUCCCUGCUCCCCCUCACCCCACAGUGAACCCCUCCUUACAUUAUCCUUCUUAUCAUGCACCUACCUAUCCUUCUUAUUAUUAUGCACCUACCUAUCAACCAGUUUCGGUCUGCAUCGGUUUUAACCGGUUUAUGACCGGUCUUUAG